Messenger RNA from Aquila chrysaetos chrysaetos, 1812 nucleotides. RefSeq names its product zinc finger CCCH domain-containing protein 11A-like. The coding region runs from base 433 to 1770 and encodes 445 amino acids. The record is from RefSeq and is a predicted model, not a curated record. The transcript has 15 exons. NCBI's taxonomy places the organism in Eukaryota, Metazoa, Chordata, Aves, Accipitriformes, Accipitridae. Gene Ontology annotation, molecular function: metal ion binding.
GGGCGGGGGCCUGGGCUAGGCGGGCAGGAGCUGCUGUGUGGGCCCGGGAGGCGCCGAAGGGCCGUGUGGCCGAGGAGUCGCUGCCGUGCUGCGUCCUUAACGCUGCGCUCCAGAACCUCAUCUUCCGCUACCUGCAGAACAGGUCCAGGAUCCAGGUGUGGCUUUAUGAGCAAGUGAAGAUGCGGCUAGAAGGCUGCAUCACUGGCUUUGAUGAAUAUAUGAACUUGGUGCCGGACGACGCAGAGGAAAUUCACUCCAAACCAAAACCAAGGAAACAGCUGGGGUUACUUUGAAAAAGAAGACUUGAGUGAUCAAGCCAUUAGGAGACUUUCAGUCCAAGAAAGAGCGAAGCCAGCUCUUGCCAGGACUGGAGGAAGUCCCUGUUGAGAGCGAACCCUUAGAACCGGAGCUCGUUCUCAGACUGUGUCGAUCAUGUCUAAGCAAGGAGACGACUGCUACUUCUAUUUCUAUUCCACCUGUAACAAGGGAGACAGCUGUUCCUUCCGCCACUGUGAGGCUGCUCUGGGAAAGGAGAGAGUGUGCAAGCUGUGGCAGGAGGGUCGCUGUUUCAGGACUACCUGCAGGUUCAGACACAUGGAAGUCGAUAAAAAACGCGGUGAGAUUCCUUGCUACUGGGAGAAUGAACCAGCUGGCUGUCAAAAAUCCAACUGCGCGUUCCGUCACACGAAAGGACGUUAUGUUGAUGGACGCUUCUUCCCGCCGAGCAGAAAGCGGCUUUCUGAAGAAGAAGGAGGUGAAACUACAACACCUGUCCAGCAAGCGGCAACAGAAGCCCAUGGUGGAUCGCGGAUAAUUUCCACUAGGAAAGGCAGUGCUAAUACAAAGCAAGAGGAGAACUUAAAUUUUGGAAUAAAAACACUUGAAGAAAUCAAAUUGGAGAAACUAAAGGAAAAAACAAAAAACCAAGGUGAAGGUCCUUCAGGAGUUUCUGUUCCUCCGCUCCAAUCUCGGGCUAUUCCUGUGCCAGAAAAGGAAAAUGUACGGACGGUAGUGAGAACUGUGACUCUGUCUACAAAGCAAGGGGAGGAGCCUGUGAUUCAACUGAAUCUUGGCGAGAGGAUGGGAAAACGGAAAGCCUCCGCAGCUGGUAAAAGUGUCCUUCCGCUAAAGCGCAACCUUGCUGACAGGCUGGGGAAGAAGACAGAGGCUCUGGAGAGUGCUGACAAAGCACCUAAGAGAGUUCAAGUCCCCAGGUCUCUGAAGGAGAGGCUAGGACUGCCCUCUGAACCGACCAGUAGAGAGACAGCCAAACGGAAGGUGUGCCUGAAGCCUUUGGAUGGGAAAGCCACCUUCCCCACAAAGCAGCCACUGAAACGUAAGGCAGCCGAGAGUCAUCCCUCUGCCGUGGCGGCCGUGAAGCCGUUGAGUGCCACUGGUGGCGACGGGAAGGAGCCUUCAGCUAAAAAAGCAGCUGUGGCCGUUGUUCCGGCUUUGCCAGAGGACAGCCUCCUCUCCAUACGUGGGAGAGAAAAACCCCAAGCCAGUCCUGAGCUGCAUAUUGGAAGCCAGGCAGACUCUGUGGCACCGUCAGAGGUCGCAAGCUCGACCUCAGCUUCUUCAGAAGGAGCAGUAAAGCAACGCCGGUUGAGCUUCUCAGGGGCCUGGGAAGCCCCCUUCUCUGGAGAAGAUGACUUUGAGAAGUUUCUUUGGGAAAUCUCAGGAGGCGAACAGGAAGAGGAAAUUGACGUGGACCCAGAGAAUGAGGAGGAUGACAUGUUCAUGGAAAUUGGUGAACUGAUUGACGGCUGAAAAUAAAGAAACAAAUAAAUUGAAACUGAUUAUUUGGUUGGA